AUGGCAACCACGAAUGGCACAAUCUCUUGGCCUGACUCGGUCGUGCCUGAGCGGACCCGAAAAUUUCUCCAAAAAUUCUUCAAGCUCCUCGACGCCGAUUCAGAAGAGUUUGCGGAAGCGUAUGGCGGGUUGUUCGCAGAAGACGCAGUUUAUAUCAUGUCGCAAAUCCCUGCGAUCAAGGGCCGUAAAGCGAUAGCGGAGCAACGUGCUUGGGGCUGGAGAACCUGGCCGGGGCUGAGACAUGAAAUACGGCAGAUAUAUUUGGGGGACAGGGAAGGUCUGGACAUAAUUAGUCUUGGAAAAUUCACUAUUGUCCCAGCGGAUGGAAAGCUGAGAGAAGGAGGCUCAGCGGCACAUUUUAAACUCGUGGACAAGGAUGGCCAGCUACUGAUCCACCAUCUUGAGAUAUUCUCUACUUGA
Molecule: messenger RNA, 420 nt
Organism: Cladophialophora psammophila CBS 110553
Lineage: Eukaryota; Fungi; Ascomycota; Eurotiomycetes; Chaetothyriales; Herpotrichiellaceae
Exons: 3
Coding region: 1-420 (139 amino acids)
Source: RefSeq, a predicted model, not a curated record